UUGCAGGGAAAUUUAGGCCCAAAAUCGAAAGAACCUCAAAUUUUUCCCUCACUUUCUAUCCAAACUUGCGAGGUCUCAACUCAUGUGAUUUUCUUGAGUGAAAUUUCAAAAGUUCAAAGGGCGUUAGCGAUAAUAAUUACCUUUUAAUUAUCUGUAUAUUUAUAUUAACCAUCAAUCUAUUAUUAACCUCACAGUAGUUAUUAACAUUUUUAGGUUUAGUUAAUAUUAACCGAUUUAAGUAGUAGAACUAUUAAUUUGUAUGGUAAAGUAGUAACUAGUAAUUGCUAAUACUUAGUUGUACGUAAUGAGUAGUUAGUAGGUAAUAUCAUUUAUUGUAUUUCUUAUUAUUUUAUGUAAUAAUUCUGUAUCGAUUCCAAAAAUGGGCAAGAGCAAAGGAACGAAAUGUGCAGUGAAAAAUUGCACUUCAACUUUUUACGAAAGUAAAGUUAGUUUUUAUAGAUUUCCAGUGAACGAUUUCUUCAGGUUGGAGAAAUGGAAAGUUGCUUGUGGACGAGAGGAAAUCAUGCUGAAAAAUCCUGCGGAACUUCACAAUUUCAGGGUUUGUGGAUUGCAUUUUGACAAAAAAUGCAUCCAGAACCGUAGAUUAACAUCUACAGCAGUGCCUUCAUUAAAUUUGUUUCAAGAAAUUUCCGUAAAACUCGACCACGAUUAUAUCCAAAAUGAAGACGAGAUGUUUGUUGGGAGGUACAUCGAGGUAGGGUCUCCAGCCACCAGUCUCCAGGGUUGUGAAAUGGGCACUCAAACUGAUUCGGAGAUGAUCCAGAGAAAUCACGUUGGAACUCAGACUGAGUUUGAGCCUUCAAAAUGGACAACCCAAACACAAACAGAUAAAAUACUUUUGAGGGGGACACCAAAGAAAAGGAAGUUGAAGACAAAAGUAAGGCCUAAAGAAGAACACGCGAAGAAGUUGACGAGGAAUCUGGACACAACGAAAUCAUUGCAAGAAGACAAGAAACAGGAAAGAAAUAACAUGGAAGUUGUACUUCCUGGAGAAGAACAAAGUUUUUUUGAGGAUGACAUCAAGGUUGAGGAAACAGAGCUUCACCAAACAAUUUUCUAGAAGAGGAAGAUGAAGUAUACCGCAUAAGUUUUUGGUAGGUACAAAAAAAAAACAGUUAUGUUAAUGAAACGUUAUUUUAACGUACAUAAAAAACUGGUACAAGCAAGACAAUUGCAUAAGUCAAAAAAUCACCAGUUUACAUCGGGUAAAUUUGGAUUUUUUUACAAAUAAAAGGUUAUAAAAAUUAUGUCAUUCGUCUGACAUAAAAAUGUAAAACGGGCCUUAGGCAACUAA
Messenger RNA from Tribolium madens (black flour beetle), 1315 nucleotides. RefSeq lists its product as uncharacterized. Gene Ontology annotation, molecular function: sequence-specific DNA binding. The record is from RefSeq and is a predicted model, not a curated record. The transcript has a single exon. The coding region runs from base 380 to 1081 and encodes 233 amino acids. NCBI's taxonomy places the organism in Eukaryota, Metazoa, Arthropoda, Insecta, Coleoptera, Tenebrionidae.